This is a messenger RNA of Stylonychia lemnae, 2319 nucleotides long. The record is from the annotation of a GenBank genome assembly. Lineage: Eukaryota; Ciliophora; Spirotrichea; Sporadotrichida; Oxytrichidae.
AUGUAAUUUGAACUUCAAGAUUUUACUUGUUAAACAACAGAAUCAAUAACUGGAUCUGGGGGAUUCCUCUAUAUAAAAGAAGCCAUUUACAGCAAUAUUACUAACUUAUAAUUAUACGAUUCAUAUUCAGCUUAAAGUGGCUCAUAAAUUUACACUCAAAAGUAGGGAUUAUAAUUUAUGUUAUCUAAUUCUGGUUUCUAUUAGAUUUUAAAUAAAGCUCUGGAUUAAUACCCUUAUGAUAGUUAAAUUAAAAAUUAUGGAGGUAUCACACUCUUAAAUACUAUAUCAACAACUUUAAACUAAAAUUAAUUCGAGGGCAAUUCUAUUUCAAAAACAGGUGGAGCAAUAUAUGUAUAUGGAGGAUAUUUAUCAAUUUUUGGAUGCUCCUUUUAAGAUAUGUACGCAUUUUAUGGAGCUGCAAUGUUUUUGGAUAGUAUAUAAGACGUAGUGAUUGAAGGCUAAGUUAUUUAGACCAGUCUAGCUAAAUAUUAAGGAGGUGGAAUGUUUAUUAAGAAUCCAAAAGGAGAUAUCUAAAUCUUAGACUCAGUUUUUAAUAAGGUAGUAGCAGAAAAUGAGGGAGGAUGUGUUUACUACUUAGUAGAAGAUUAAUCUGACACUUAAGUUUUGGAUUUUUUUGGAAUAUAGAUAACUAUUAUUGGUCCUCUUAAAACUCUUGAGUUCAGGAAUGUUAAUAUAACCAAGGUUAAAGCUAUCAACGCUAGCUCUGUUUUAGUAUCAAGUUUACGAACUAAUGUAUAUUUCUCGUCAUGCUAACUGAUCUAAUCAUAUGGCUAAGCUAUCAACUCAAUUUUUAUUAAGCUUGCAAAUAUGGUCGAGAUAAACAACUUUAAUGUGGCCAGUUUAUACUCAAGGUCUCAUUCUAGUUUCUUGUACGUAGACAAUAGUGAAACUGUGUUUAUACCAAUAUCUGAUUCUAAAAUUGGUCCCUCAUUUGAUUUUGAAGCAAUAGGAUAUUUGUUUUACUCAGACAGAGAUAUAAUGACACCAAUAAUUGUGAAAUCUGCAAAGUAGUUUUUCAUUGAAAAUAUGUUCAUGAUGUGUUAAAUGGAGAGAUUGACCACUCCUAGGACUUAAGCUUUAAUAAUAUUUCAGCCUUAACUCCAUAAUGAAUGGAGUGGAGCUUAAUAUGCUAUCUUUGCUGAUAUCAAUUCCUUUUACAAAAAUUGCGAAGGAUUGAAUGGAGGAAUCUAUAGUUUAUAAUAUCAUAAAGCCUAUCUCUUUAAUAAUACAGUGAUUGGCCUUGUCUCUAUGGGAGGAGACUAGCCUAAUGGAGGAAUAUUUAGUUUACUUGGAGAUGAUUUCUACUUUAACGAUUAUAGGUCAGUCACUAUAAGAAAUUCUACAUUUGAAAAUAUAGAAAUGAUAGUUGGUACUGGAGGUUUUAUAUAUCAAAAUGACAAAAAUUUGUUAUUCAUCAAAGUUGAAUCUGUUACUGUGAGAAAAGUUAGAGCUGAUUAUCAUGCAGUUUUCAAUAUGCUAGGACUUUUUAUUGGUAGCCUAUACAUUUAUUCUCUUCCAGAAUUUCAGAGGACAGAAUUUUCAGAUUUCUUUGCUAAAGGAUCAACUCAGCUUUUAUACAUCUAGGGAAAUAUAAGGUCUGGAUAUAACAAUGUUAAAAUUAAAGAUACUACAGUCGACUGUCAAAACAAAGAUAUUACAAUCUUAAUGGGCCCACCAAAUUUUUCGGAAUAUGAUGAAGGAGUUAUACGAUAUGAAGGGGCUGCGGGUUUGUAAACUGAGAACUGCAUAUUUAGAAAUUGUAGGCAAUCAUAUCAAGGAGCUUUUAUCAAAAUUGGUUCAUACAAAUACAAAGAUAAAGGAUCUCAAUUUUAUAAUUUAACUGGUACAUAUGGCUCAAUAGUUUCAUGCACAGGGUGUAAUUUAAUAAUGCAAGAUACAAUCAUUCAUGAUUCUUAUUCGACAUAAUCUGGUGGAGCACUUUAUUUUACUUAUAAUAGCAAAGCGAAAAUGUAUGGUGGAUUCCUCUUUAAUGAACAGUAGAGCUACUUUGAUUUUUCAGUGAUAACAAUUUAAAAUUCAAAAGCCAUAUCAAACAUAUAAUCUCAAUAAGGAGGCUUUGCUUAUAUUAAUAAUCCACAAACAGAUAUUACUCUUUUAAAUGUUGAGUUAUCAAAUAUAACAUCUAUAGACUAAGGAGGAAUCUUUUAUGUCGAUCUACCAUAAUUUGCGAUAAAGAUUAUAAUUAAGAUUCUGAAAUUAAGCAACUAUCUGGUUGGUAGUAUUAAAGUACAAAUAAAGGGCAGUUUCAGUUGUAAAAUGUUGUAAGCAUUGCUUUGA